AUGCCAGAAGUUUCCUUUUUGGAAGUUGCCACGUCUUGGCCAUUCAGUCACGAACUGUCCAAAAAGCACAUUGCCCAGACUCAAUGGCCAGCCUUCUGGAUCUCAAUGGCCUAUGUGGUGGUGAUUUUUGGAAUCAAGGCUGCAAUGGUUAAUAGAAAACCAUUUGAUCUCACUGGUCCCUUGAACUAUUGGAAUGCCGCUCUUGCCAUCUUCUCUACAGCCGGAUCCGUUUUCACCUCUUUCGGCCUUCUUCACGAGUUCGUUACCCGUGGAUUCUUCGAGUCCUACAUCCACAUUGGAGACUUUUACAAUGGAUUUUCUGGAUUCUUCACUUGGCUUUUUGUCCUCUCCAAAGUUGCCGAAUUUGGAGACACUCUGUUCAUUGUUCUUCGCAAGAAGCCAUUGAUGUUCCUCCAUUGGUACCAUCACGUACUUACCAUGAACUACGCAUUCAUGUCUUUCGAAGCUAACCUAGGAUUUAAUACUUGGAUCACUUGGAUGAACUUCUCUGUUCACUCGAUUAUGUACGGAUAUUAUAUGUUGAGAUCUUUCGGAGUCAAGGUUCCAGCAUGGAUUGCUAGAAACAUUACAACAAUGCAAAUCCUUCAAUUCGUCAUCACUCAUUUCAUUCUCUUCCAUGUUGGAUACUUGGCUAUGACUGGACAAUCCGUUGACUCUACUACAGGAUACUAUUGGUUCUGCCUGCUCAUGGAGAUCUCUUACGUCGUUCUGUUCGGAAACUUCUACUACCAAUCGUACAUCAAGGGAGGUGGCAAGAAGUUCAAUGCCGAGAAGAAGACUGAUAAGAAGGCUGAAUAG
Molecule: messenger RNA, 819 nt
Organism: Caenorhabditis briggsae
Lineage: Eukaryota; Metazoa; Nematoda; Chromadorea; Rhabditida; Rhabditidae
Gene: Cbr-elo-6
Product: Protein CBR-ELO-6
Exons: 3
Coding region: 1-819 (272 amino acids)
Biological process (GO): very long-chain fatty acid biosynthetic process; fatty acid elongation, monounsaturated fatty acid; sphingolipid biosynthetic process
Cellular component (GO): endoplasmic reticulum membrane
Molecular function (GO): fatty acid elongase activity
Source: RefSeq, a predicted model, not a curated record